AUGUCCAGUCGAAGAAGACAUUACCCACAACCACAGUAUGCCCAAGGUGGUUUCAAUCAACCAGCCUUUAACGGUGUUAACCCAGGACAACAGCCUGGCCAACCCGUCUAUGGUGCAAACCCCGAUGCGUUAUCCCAACAAUUUCAACAAUUGAACGUGGGAGGAGCGCAAGGUGCCCAAUACAACGGUGUAGGAAGUGGUGCCAACGGUGUUAACGGUGGUGGUGUUUCUGCGCCUAUCAUUCCCUCAAAUGGAAGCGGAGCAUAUGCUGGCAAUGGUAUCGGUGGUGGUCCUGCUGCUGGUGCAAACAUUGGCGGAUCUCAGUAUGGUGGGUCUCAGUAUGGUGGAUCUCAAUAUGAUUCAUCCGCUGGAGCCCAAUAUGGUGGUAGUGGUGGCGUUCCUAAAAAUGCCAGUGCUUAUAACAAUAAUCAUAAACGAACCACAAGCUCCAGCAGUCAAUUCUACUCUCAAUCUUAUCCUUCAGGUGUUGGUGCCGCUGCAGUCGGUGGCCAUCAAGAUACUACAGGUGGUGGUUAUUAUGCUCAACCUACACAACCUAAUGCUUUACCUUUGAAUCAAUUGUAUACUUGUGAUUUAUUGAGAGAAUUACCUCCUUCAAUUAGCGAUUUAUCUUUACCUCCACCUCCAAUUGUGUUACCUGCAAAUUCCAAAUUAAUUCCUAAUGCUGGAACUGAGAAUGCAGCUCCAGAAUACUUUAGAUCUACUUUGAAUGUGGUUCCUACCAAUUCUGCCUUAUUGAAAAAAUCCAAAUUACCCUUUGCUUUGGUUGUCAGACCGUACACAGCUUUACACCAAAAAGAUGAGAACAUUCCAAUCACUUCUGACACUGAAGUUUGCAGAUGUAGAAGAUGCAGAGGUUAUAUCAACCCAUUUGUUACAACUCUUGAAAAUGGUGUUAGAUGGAGAUGUAACUUUUGUGGGUUACAAAAUAACGUUCCAAAGGCUUUUGAUUACGAUGAAAACACCAAUCAACAAAAAAAUAGAUGGGAAAGAGUUGAGUUAUCCAAUAAUGUGGUUGAUUUUGUUGCUCCCAAAGAAUAUAUGGUAAGAGCUCCAUUACCUAUCAUCUACACUUUCCUUAUAGACGUUUCAGUGGAUGCAAUUGAAAGUGGAUUAACUGCAACCAUUACCAGAACAAUUUUGGAGACUUUGGAUAGAAUACCAGAUGACCAAAAGACCGCCAGAGUGGCUUUCAUUGGUGUUGACUCCAACUUACACUUGUUCCGUUUCAAUGAAGGUUUGGAUGGAACCGAAAUUUUAGUUGUUUCAGCUCAUGACGAUCCAUUCUUACCUUGUCCUGAUGGAUUCUUGGUGUAUUUGAAUGAAAAUAGAGCAUCGAUCGAAAAGUUGUUGGUUGAUUUCCCUUCAUUCUUUGAAGGUACAUCAAAUUCAUCCUUUGCUUUAGGUCCUGCGUUAAAAACGGGUCAUAAAAUGUUGUCUUCAACUGGUGGUAAAAUGGUUGUUUUUGGCUCUACUUUACCAAAUGUUGGUAUCGGGAAAUUAUCAGUUAGAGAUGAAGCAGCCUUUUCUGGUAGACCUAAGGAAUCUCAACAGUUAUUAAAUGCAGCUGAUUCAUUCUAUAAAUCAUUUGCAGUUGAAUGUAAUGGAUCUCAAGUCUCCGUGGAUAUGUUCUUGACUUCUUCAACAUAUCAAGACGUUGCUACAUUAUCUAACUUGCCAAGAUACACAGCUGGUCAAACUCAUUUUUAUCCAGCAUGGACUUCUGCAAAGACAGAAGAUGUUACUAAGUUAUCCAGAGAAGUUAGUGAGCACUUGUCUCAAGAAUUUGCUACUGAAGCGGUCUUGAGAGUUAGAGCAUCCACUGGUCUUCGUAUGACUGCUUAUUAUGGUAACUUUUACAAUAGAUCAUCCGACUUAUGUUCCUUCCCAUCCUUCCCCAGAGAUCAAAGUUAUACUAUUGAAGUUACUGUUGAAGAAAACAUCAACAAACCAGUGGUAUAUUUCCAAGCUGCUGUCUUAGAAUCCGCCUAUGGUGAAAGAAGAAUCAGAGUGAUGACUUUGGCACUUCCAACAUCAUCUAAAUUGGAUGAUAUAUAUGCUUCUGCAGAUCAAUUGGCUAUUGCCAAUUAUUUUACUCAUCGGGCUAUUGAUAAGGCAUUAAGAUCCACAUUACAAGAUGCCAGAGAUUAUCUUACCAAAUGUGUUGUUGAUGUUUUGAAUGUUUACAAGAAGGAAUUGGUUGCUGGUAAUGUUAGUGGCGCAUCCCCAUUGCAGAUUUCAACCAAUUUACGUAUGUUACCCUUAUUAUUGUUUGCAUUAAGCAAACAUCUUGGUUUCCGUGCUGAAAAGGUUCCUUCCGAUCAUCGUGCUUAUGCGUUGAAUUUAUUAGGGUCUAUUCCCAUUCCACAACUUGUCAAAUAUAUUUACCCCAGUGUUUACUCCUUACAUAACAUGUCUGAUGAAUGUGGAUUGCCUGGUUAUUAUAAUCAAGUAAAUGAAGAAACAGGAGAAGAAGAAACUUUUGAAACAGGUGAGAUAGUUUUACCCGAUCCAAUUAACGAUUCACGUGCUUCAUGGGAAAAUUAUGGAUUGUAUUUGAUUGAUACUUCUAGUGAAUUAUUUCUUUGGGUCAGUGGUGAUGUUGUCCCCGGGUUGGUUGCAGACUUAUUUGGUACUGAGAACUUGUAUGAGAUUCCAACUGGUAAGGUUGAAUUACCUGAAUUUUCAACUGAAGAAAGUGAAUUCAAUUAUCGAGUGAGACAAAUUAUUGGCAAGCUUAGACAACAAAAGGACUCUGUUGUUUGGAAGAACUUGUACAUUGUAUUGGGAGGAUCUUCUAACGAACCUAUUGAAAUUUCCCAACAAAGAGAUUUGAUAGCUUUGAGAAUGUGGGCUCAUAGUUGUUUGGUAGAAGAUAAGACUGGCAAUGCUCCUGAUUAUAGAGAAUUUUUGACAUCGUUGAAGAACCAAGUUACCCAAUAA
Molecule: messenger RNA, 2964 nt
Organism: Lizanozyma spartinae
Lineage: Eukaryota; Fungi; Ascomycota; Pichiomycetes; Serinales; Debaryomycetaceae
Gene: SEC24
Product: COPII subunit
Exons: 1
Coding region: 1-2964 (987 amino acids)
Biological process (GO): intracellular protein transport; endoplasmic reticulum to Golgi vesicle-mediated transport; COPII-coated vesicle cargo loading
Cellular component (GO): endoplasmic reticulum exit site; COPII vesicle coat
Molecular function (GO): zinc ion binding; SNARE binding
Source: RefSeq, a predicted model, not a curated record